Messenger RNA from Colletotrichum karsti, 1533 nucleotides. Its product is annotated as hard surface induced protein. Gene Ontology annotation, cellular component: membrane. Gene Ontology annotation, biological process: polysaccharide biosynthetic process. Gene Ontology annotation, molecular function: acyltransferase activity, transferring groups other than amino-acyl groups. The transcript has a single exon. NCBI's taxonomy places the organism in Eukaryota, Fungi, Ascomycota, Sordariomycetes, Glomerellales, Glomerellaceae. The coding region runs from base 1 to 1533 and encodes 510 amino acids. The record is from RefSeq and is a predicted model, not a curated record.
AUGAUCGCUCUCGCCAUUCGCUCCAUUCGCGGAGCCGUCGCUCGCUUCUCGCCAAACUCCUACUCCUAUGCACCCUUGACCAGCGCCAACUCCGAGCCUUCAUCGCCUGGCGGAUCCAACAACCUGCCACCGCAGUCUCAGUCUUUCCUCGCUCGGUUGACGGCUAUCCUCUUCUUCCUCCUACCCUCGUUCGUCCAGCGCCGACUUCGACCGAACGACUUCAAACACCGACGCUUAUACCCGACAUCAUGGCUUGAUGGAUUGCGCGGCGUCGCCUCCCUCAUCGUCUACUUCUGCCACUUCACAGAGAAGCAUGUAGGAUGGUACUCCCAAACCUACGGCAUUAGGGAGGACGACGACCAUGCCGCUUCCUCGCCCUUGCAGCUGCCCUUCCUGCGUGUCAUUUUCUGUGGCAGGCCCAUGGUCCACAUCUUCUUCGUCAUCUCCGGCUUUGUCCUGUCCCUCAAGGCCCUGAAGCAAGCGAGGAAACACGACUACGACGGUCUGCAUCGCACACUUUCCAGCAGUGUCUUCCGCCGCGGAUUCCGCCUGUUUCUCCCCACCACCGCGUCCACUUUCAUCAUCAUGAUCAUGGUCCGCUUGGGCUGGACCGGAAAGCCACUUCCCACACUAUGGGAGCAGCUGAUUGACUGGAAGAACGCCGUUUGGCAGAUCACCUUCAGCUGGAAAUGGGAUAUCACCCAGUUCCUGCCUUAUGACGUCCACCUCUGGACCAUCCCCAUCGAAUUCUCUAACUCGUUGCUGCUCUUCGUCGUAUUGACCGGUUUGAGCCGCAUGAAGACGUACUUGCGUCUUGCUUCAGUCGUGGCCAUCAUGGUCUACUCACUCCAGUGCGGCCACUGGGCCGCGUUCGAGUUCGUCGGCGGCAUGGGCAUCGCCGAAAUCGGUCUCAUUCAAGAGGCCCGUCGCGAGCGCGCUGCAGCUGUGGUCCAAGACAAGGAAGCGUCCGAUAUGGAGGCCUCUGUGACGACGUCAUCCAAGUCUGCCUCCAUCGGCAGUUUGGCCUUGAAGGCUUUUCUCCUUGGCAACCUCGUCUUUGCCCUGUUCGUCGCAGGCUGGCCCAAUCACCACGCCGACGUUUCCCCAGGUAUGUCGAGACUGUGGCACAACACAAUGGAGCCCUUCUUUACCAUGGGCGGUGACUUGGUGUCUUUCCCCUGGUACGCCCUCGGCGCGAUUCAGAUCGUUAUUGCCCUGCAGCAGAUCAAGACGCUGCAGAACCUCUUCGUGACGCCACUGGCACAGUACCUCGCCGAUAUCAGCUACGCCCUUUACCUCGUCCACGGACCCGUCCUGGAUGUGUUCUCCCAUCGCUGGAUGCCGGUUAUCUGGGCCAUAGUCGGUGGCAGGGACUCCGCGGGCAUGUUCGGGCGUCUUUUCGCGUGGUUUGUCGGAAUUGUCGUACUCGGAGUGCCCACCAUCAUUGGCAGCGAUUUAUUCUGGAGGACGGUCGAUGUCAGGAGUGUCCAACUUGCACGAUGGAUCGAGUCCCUCUGCACACGAGACGAAUAG